Molecule: messenger RNA, 11191 nt
Organism: Ylistrum balloti
Lineage: Eukaryota; Metazoa; Mollusca; Bivalvia; Pectinida; Pectinidae
Product: potassium voltage-gated channel protein Shal-like
Exons: 5
Coding region: 720-2630 (636 amino acids)
Biological process (GO): potassium ion transmembrane transport; protein homooligomerization
Cellular component (GO): voltage-gated potassium channel complex; membrane
Molecular function (GO): A-type (transient outward) potassium channel activity; protein binding
Source: RefSeq, a predicted model, not a curated record
AAAAGAUGUGUUGAAAUAGAGGAAACUAACUGUUACUCUUUGUUGAAUUUUGAAUGAGGGAAACUAAUUAUGUCUCGCUGAAUCCCGCCUCUCGCCGGGCUUUGAACACGGCGGUGGAUAUCGAUCGUAAAUUCUAUAUGGCUCGCUCUCCACAUACGAUGUUUUAAUGAGAAACAGCGACAACCAACAAAGCGCCGUUUCUCAGCGCUUGUAUUCUCCGACAGCGGCAGGCCAGGAAUGGAUACUGCUUACGGACACACGCGGCUACCCCAGAUCAACAGUAGGAAGGUCUUCUGAAACACGACAGCAUGCAAGCAACUUCUUGAAGUCGAAAUUCAAGUGAUUUUAGCAUUUCUUUGGAGAUAUGUUUUGAAUUGUUGUGCAUUCGAGCAGUGUGAUGGCUACUGGGUAAACACGGGAUGGCUCUAAAGGGAACGCUGAAUACAUUACAGCUGUGAUCAACCACUCUCUUGUACACAGAAUGACAAGCGAUAGGCACCUUCAAGGUAUGGUUUGGAAACAUUCUAUUGUUUUUGGUCCUUUAGAAGUCACAAUUUUCUAAACGAUGUCUGUUCUGUAAUUCAGGCUAUCUUGAACAUUUAAAACGACGUGUUCUCUUCACCUAUUCUACCCUUUUCGCCUAAUAUUGUUCACCUUAAAUAUUCAAAAUUGUAUUCCUUCAGAAUUUUGAUUUUAUUACGUCAUCCAAGGCGAACGUAAUGGCUUCUGUUGCCGCCUGGUUACCGUUUGCCCGGGCAUCGGCCAUCGGGUGGGUUCCCGUGGCACAGAACCCCCUCCCCCAGCCAGUGGUGCGAGCGGAGAAUAGGAGGGGCGACGAAAAACUAACACUUAAUAUCAGUGGCAGGAAGUUCGAAACUUGGCGAACGACAGUGGAAAAAUACCCGGACACUCUACUAGGCUCUAAUGAAAAGGAGUUUUUCUUCGACGAUGACUCAAAGGAUUAUUUUUUCGACCGGGAUCCGGAAUUUUUUCGACACAUACUUAAUUACUAUAGAACAGGGAAAUUACAUUAUCCAAAACAUGAAUGCAUAUCGGCAUACGAUGAUGAGCUGGCUUUCUUUGGGAUCAUGCCGGACCUUAUCGGUGAUUGUUGCUACGAGGAUUACCGGGAUAGAAGACGGGAAAAUACUGAAAGACUUUUAGAUGAUCAAAAUUCGGAAAACGCGGACCUAGAUCCAGCCAGGAACCUCAGGGAGCGGCUAUGGAGGGCUUUCGAGAACCCCCACGUUGGCACUGCAGCUUUGGUAUUUUAUUAUGUCACAGGGUUUUUUAUCGCCGUAUCCGUUAUGGCCAACGUGGUUGACACCAUACCAUGUGGUCAGAAACCAGGGACGGACGAAACUCCGACUUGUGGAGUACGUUUUAAAACCGCUUUUUUCUGCUUGGACACUGCUUGUGUGAUGAUCUUCACGGCUGAAUAUCUUCUGCGAUUAUACGCUGCACCUGACCGCUGCAAAUUUAUGCGGAGUGUUAUGAGUGUCAUAGAUGUGGUGGCUAUUCUUCCAUAUUACAUUGGGCUUGUAAUGACAGACAACGAUGACGUCAGCGGCGCAUUUGUGACACUUCGAGUAUUCCGAGUUUUUAGGAUCUUUAAAUUCUCGCGCCAUUCACAGGGAUUACGAAUUCUUGGAUAUACUUUGAAAAGUUGUGCAAGCGAGUUAGGCUUUUUGCUUUUUUCGCUGACUAUGGCUAUUAUUAUCUUUGCAACAGUGAUGUAUUACGCGGAGAAGAAUGUACCCAACACAAGAUUUACCAGCAUUCCAUCGGCGUUUUGGUACACAAUAGUUACUAUGACAACGCUAGGUUAUGGUGAUAUGGUGCCGAAAACCAUACCUGGUAAAGUGGUAGGUGGCGUGUGCUCACUAAGUGGAGUCCUUGUCAUUGCCUUGCCUGUACCAGUCAUCGUGUCAAACUUUAGCAGAAUCUACCAUCAAAACCAGAGAGCCGACAAACGCAAAGCACAAAAGAAAGCGCGGCAGGCUCGUAUCCACAUGGCUAAAAAAGCCAGCGGGGCGGCAUUCCUUCACAGCAAGAAAAGGGCAGAGGAAGCACGCCGAGCAAGAGAGAGCGGUGUUGAAUUAGACGACAAUAAACAAAACAUGUUGGAGAUGCAACACCACCAUCUGCUUCAUUGUCUAGAGAAAACCACGGACCGUGAAUUCGGGGAUAUAGAACUGACAUUUAAUGGAGCCCUUACAACUAAGCCUUCGGAGACUCCCCCGCCCUCCCCGGAUCCUUCAUUGACCUCGCUGGAUCCCAAAGGGCGAAGCACUGGCUGUUGCGCUCGUAGGUUCUCAUCACAUCGGAGAUAUUUAGUAAGUAAGAAAGCAGACAAGGAUGAUCUGAAUGACAUACAGAUUCGAAUGCCAACAAUAAACAGAUCUUCUAGGUCGAGUUUAAAUGCUGUAGGCACAUCUACAAACAACAAGCCCAACAAUACUCUUACUGUUACCACUGCUAUUGUGACCCUCCCAACACCAAGUACUACCCCAGAGACCGAAUCAGCCCAAACCCAGAGCACAAGCGGCACUAUAUCACCCAAAUAUGGCAGUCCAAACCCAGGACUAGCACAGAAUCCAGGAAACGUCAUACGGAUUUCCACCUUGUGAUAACAGGACAUGGAUAUAGUUAGGAAUAUAGAAAUGGCGUGUUGUGAUUGAGACUCUCGAGAUUUAUAACAGUAGGAUAUUCGAUGCUGUCGCGAUUCAAGAAAACGUGUUCUUACUGAAGGUAGCGAUAAAGCGUGUACAAGAAGAGGUAAAAAUGUUUUCUAUUUUCCAAAAACUGGAAAUUUCUGAGCAAAGAGUUUCAAAGAGUACGGUUUUAUCCCAAAGUAAACAUCUGUGAAGUCAUUUGAAGAAAUCAGGAAAACACUUUCCUGCUUACAUCACUCAUCUGAGCUCUUCAAUCAAAAGCUGACCGGAAAUUAAUCAAAGGAGACGAGAAGGGUUCGGUGCGUAAACAGGGACAUAAUCUGUCAGUUUCCCUGUUCUAUAGGCCGUAUUGUAACAUUUCAGUCACAUUGCAAUUGAUGGCCUAAAUAUCGGAAUGUUUUGCGGAUACCAGUUUUGUUUCUCGAUGUGUUUCCUACAAUCCUAAUGAGUACGUAUGGCGAUAUAUAUCGGUAGGUGUGAUUGUUCCUCAAAUUAGACGAAAAACGGAUACAAGAGGAAGGUAACACGAGAACGUUUGAUUCAUGAGAUACCCGAAUUCUACUUUCAAUACCAUACUUCACAUUCUUUCAUAUCAUAUGAGACUGUUUUCACUUCCAUGAAGCUGUAGAUAAUAGUAUUUACAUUUUUGUAUAAUCCUUAACCAUGAUGAUCUCAUUAUAUGCUAUUCUUAAUCCCUUGUUUGAAUGAUAUGGAUGGACAUUAAGUUUUUUUAUCGCGGUUUUAUCAUGUUGAAUUUCCUAACGAAUGGAAAACUUAACUUUUUCUCUGGGUUGAAAUUUCUUGUCGAGUGGUGGUCGUUUUUAUCCAGGGAGUGAUGCUUCUUUAAUUGUGAUUGGGUAAGCGUAUUUGUAAUAGUAUUUGGUUGUAUCCAGUCGCUGGCACCAAAAUGUAACCACGCUUCUAUGGCGGCAGUCCAGACUAAAUAUAUCCAUGUUCACGGUAACGGUUCUGUCAUAACAUACAAAAUAGUGUGACCGAAUUCAUAUCUAUUUGUAACGAGCGGUUUUUGGUUAUCUAGUUUCAUAAAGAGCCUUAAGUCGUAAAAGCAGGGAAACAGGAAGUAAGUUUCCUCAAUGUAUGUAUAUAUAUUUUUGUGGCUAAACAAGCUACUUUCAUCGGUUUGGAGAAAAUCUGUGCAUACUUAUCAAGGCGCUGGCCUGCUUCUAUUCUCUUGAACAUAUGUUAUAAUAUAUUGUUAAAUAAUUUUAAUUAAUUUAUUUAUUUUGUUUCGAAUUCCGCACUGAAUUCGUGUCAAUGAAUAUAACAAAGUUUUAAAAGCCACCCUUCAGCAGUCUGGACUGCUACCCAUAGUCACAUGUAUUUUGAGGAUCUAGACUUGUGUCCCAAGUAUGCAUUGUAAGUCUGAUACCUGUUAAGGGCAGUACACGACACCAUUACAACACAAAGAAAGUGUACAGCCUUUAACAGAACAAACAGCAUGAAAAUGAAAUUAAGAGGUGUUUAUUUCGAAUCAACUUUCGGAUUUGAAACCAUAGCAUCAUUUUAAUGUUUGGCGUAGUGACCGUUGUCCGUGCUAUGACCAGUGUGAAAUACCUUUAGCUUUAUGCUGUACUAGUAGUUUGUGAGUUUGCCCACGAGGGAUUUAACAUGUAAAUACCAAUGAAGAGUCUUCAAAUUGUUAACUUUUUUAAAAUCAAACACAUUUUCUUUUAAAAAUUUGCUUCUAUAUAUAUUUAUUUAAGAUUUGUGAGAAUGGUACGGUUACCAUGGAAUUAAUGAGUGAAAGGGAAUGGAACAGUAAGUUUGCAUCUCAUGCAUACUGUCAGCGGAUGAAUCAGCUCAAGGUUUGUCCAUGACUUUUUUAUCUAUUUUUUUAAUGCAAAUAUUGCUUAUGAGGUGUGCACACAUGUGGAAGUGCUGUGCACUAUUGCUUGCAUUUCUUUAUGAGAUUAAGAUAUACAUAGACGUCGUUCGGAAUCAAAACGGAGUAGAUUAUUCCUAUUUGGAUGAAGACGAAAUUCAAAGACGUCAUAUUUGGAAAAUUAACCAGUGUCAUUUAGCAUUGCAGUAAAUAUGUUACCGUAGUUAUGGGUACUAAUAGUUCAUUACAUCCGUGACAUUACAAUGAGGGUGGCAUCUACAUAAGAUUCAUCAAUAUUUCUCAACCAACUAUUUGUGUGUACUUUUUUUGACGUUCACCACAUACACACGAAAUGCUGACGUCACUUCGAGCGCAUUGCAUCAUUGUGCUUUUGAGGGUGUUCCUCGGUGUAAGCCAUUUUUCGAUGAUUAAUUUAGCAUUAGGGAUUCAUUGAAACUCCGUUAUGGCGAGAUCAGAUACCAUAUCUCAAAAAUGUUAUCGGAUGGCAGUCGAACACAACUGCUUGUUUUAACAAGAUAAAACGUCUUUGUGAAAUCUCCCGCUGUGUAUGUCAACAUAGGAUAGUUUUGUUUUCUCUUUAACGACGUCAAAAAUACUACCUCUUAACAUUGGUUUUGCACUGAAUACUCGAAUGAUACAUUUCCAGAUUGAGCUGCCAUCUAGUGAUUUUUUUACUCGCGCAUGCCUCAUCGGAACCAUACUGCCACCCCAGAAGUCGUUUCGUUUGUGUUUGUCUUUAUUUGUUUUAGCCAAACAGGCCCGACGAGAAUUCUCCGAGCUUUGCCUGCGACGCAGAGCUCGCUCACUUAUAUAUAUAUAUUGUUUUAUUGAUCAAUUUUAUCCUCAGAAACAAUUUCGCGUGAUAAGUGUUUUACUUUUAGAUAAAUUGUUGAUUGAAGGGAUUCAAGGGAAGGGAUGUUGCGACUUUACAUUUCAAACGUCAUGACUUCACUUUCUACAAACACAAAAAGUCCAUACCUUUGAUAGAUCUUGUAUACGUCAUUGUAUUGCAGGGGCCAUAGGAUCCUAGGUAACCAUGCAUCAAGUAAUUUUAUUCAAUGCUAGCUUUCAUAGCUUUUAGUAUUUAUUUUCAAAUUUUAAAUUUUGGAGGUUGACUUUCAUUUUCGUUUUUCCACUAACAGCACCAUAACCAGUGAAUAUUUUGCCAAAAUGUGUUUCCUGGCUAGUAUAAGAAUAAAGAAAAGUGUUAGUUAUAAAGAUAUGUUCUGAUGUUUAUAGUGAAUUAGAAUUCCUGCAGAUACUAGGUAACGACAGUUUGUAAAUACCAGCCGUAUACGGUCUGUUACAACAAAAAUCUAAAUGUUUAUCAAUGUUGCUUGGUCCUGUAACAGUUAAAACCGACUCAGCAGGAUACCAAUUCUUUACCAGACUAAAUAGAUCUUGAAGCUUGCAACUGUUUAUUCCUUGCCCAAUGUUGUUAUGAUCUUCAAAUUGUUUAAACAUUGAUCAUAAGAACACAAAAAAUGUUUAAGCACACCUGUGAUUGAUAACUCCACGGCAAAUUAAAAUGUCAGUUGCAUCAUAUUAAUUUAGAGGUGAAAACCGGUACUUUUCUUACUGUUUAUCAAAUAUACAAUCAGAAUAUAUAGACAUAUAUAAGAAACUUACCUUUCGCAGAAUCUUGACACAAUUUGCGCUUGGCGUCCAUAGCUGAGCUGUUGCAACACUAGUGCACUAGGACUUCAAAAUGGUCUUAGUGACAUGGUAGAAAAUAGCAUUCUGAUACAAAUUGUGAUAAUUGUACUUAGAUGGCGGAAUAUUGUACAACAGAAGAUAUGUAUAGAAUGCAUGUAUAUAUUUGUAGGGAGAAUGGUCAAUAUGUUUCAAACUUUUUCGGAAAGGAAUCUCAAACUUGCAGAGUGGACAUGUGCUAAAGAAACAGGAAUGAUUAUUAAUAGACAGUAACUGUAAAAUACCUGUUAAAAUGCUGACCUGCACGGGACGGGACGGGACGGGACAUUUAUUGAAAUCAAGCAAAAAUUUGGAAAAAAAAAAAAACAAAAACAAAACAAAGAAAUAUUUCAUCGUCAGUGUGUUGAUAUCUACAAUAUGUAACACUAAUCAUUCCAAGUUAGUGUAUUUUUACUAUAAAAAGCCAAUGGAAAUUUUGUCAGGAAGCAUUUUUUUCUUUUUAAAGUCAAAUAUUGAUAAAAGUGAUCUGAUGUGAUUUAUAAAUAUAUAUGUGUGUAACUUCACUCUCUUCAAUAUUACAGAAAAGAAGAUUAAUAUUCCGGGUCUUAUAGAUAAUAUUAAUAUCUUUAAAAAAUAUUGAAAUAAAAGACAUAAAACUUACACUACAAAAUUUCUGAUAUUGUAUAAAAUACAUCUUAUACUAGAUAAGGUUUACAACUGUUAUGAUAUUGGUAAAAUUUUAAUGAUAUGUUUAUGUAGUACUUGUGAUGUACUUUAUGAUAUAUAUAGAACAUGAAAUAUAGAUUGAAAACAUACAUUGUUUACUUGAUAUAAAUAUUUGUUUAUCUAUAUAUGAAGAGUAAUUCUACAGAACAGUUCGUAACAGGUACAUAUAGGUCUACAUCUCACCUGCUUUAUCAAAAUUUCUGAUUAUUGUAUGUUGAAAUGUUAUUACAAAGUUACGUGAUAGAUAUUUCUCCAUGAACGGAUGCUAAUUUGUCCUGUGAUAUAGAUGUCGAAUGUUUUUAUUUCAAUUACACGAUGAUGUUUCCCACGGUGAUGUUCUAACUACUGCAUGUCUUCUCUCAGUAGCUAAAGGAUUAUAAAGUUACAGAAUUGUAAACUUGGCGCCGUGUCUUCUGUAUCUGAUCUUCAUUGUCUCCUUACUUUGUCAGUGUCUAACAAACCAUGUAAAACCCCUAUUGUUUAUAUAUAAGGUUUGCUCAUAGAAAAUGACCGUCUGAUAUUGUUUGGUAGUUUUACGUUUGAAAAAUGAUAUUAGCCGAUAUUUCACAAAUACUAGAUUUUUUUCUGAGGCAGCAUCGAUAUAAAAGAAAACAACAACAACAUUUGGUGGUUUUGAUUUUAUAUAGAAAUAGCGGGGCGUGAUACAGUAGCAGUUAAGCAUGCGGAAUCAGCAGAAUCAUUAUUGCCAAAAUUUUCUAUAAUAACCUGGGGAUAAGUCCCGAGGUUAACGAAUGGUCUAGUGUAUAGGAAAUUCCGAAUGUUCGUUGUUCUCAGGCUAUUGCCGGAAAUGGCUCACUAUGCACUUUACAUCAAUAUCCAGCAGUUUCGUUUUUAUUUAGUUGGUACUGGGAAAUGAGCAAGCUCCAACCUUGUUCAGAACAUACAGUAACAUCUUGGGACACUGUGACAAGUAUUUAAAAGUGUAAGGCUUGAUACUGUAAGCUUAACAUGGCGACAACGUGAUAUUUACUACCUUAUUGUGUCGCAAAGACUUAAGGGUACGUACACCUUUAAGGUUAUAAGUUAAGUAACUGUGACGUGGACACUUCAAAUGUUCAAUUUAAAAUUUAAAUGUGGCUCUUUCACCAAAGGAACCCGAGAGAAUAAAGAAAUUUUAAAUCCGAUUAAAAUUCAUUGAAAUUGAGUUAUGCUUCCGAGACAAUUUAUUUUUAAAACACUCUCAAGUAUUUCUAAACAGUGUUAUAUAGUAAGAAAAAGGAGUCUGACGCUAACUAUGAUAACUUAAGAUAUCUUCUUAAAUAGAUUUUCUCUUAUCUGAACGACAAUUCCAUGGCUUAUUUAUCUAUGAUCGGUCUCAUUUUUCGUCUGUAUUGUUGAGCUGAUAUAAACUUUUCUCCAGUAGCAUUGUCACAAACCUGACAUAUUGUGACUAAGAACCAAACAUGCGCAAAAACGAGAAUAUUUGCUACAGCUAUCCUCAAUUGACAUCAGGUAGUUCUAUAUAGCAUUUUGGUUUGACCUAUUUGGAAAUUAGAACGGUAAUAACACUAAAAAUUAUUUUGGUUUAAUUUGACACCUUGUCUUCCCGGUUCAUACGAUUCACGUGCAGGUAAAGAAAGAGAUCUUGUCUUUAUAUGUACAGUAUAGUCAAAAUUAAUACAGACUUCAUGACAGUAGCAACAUAAAGUAGCGUACAUAUCAGAGGCGCAAGAUAAGUGUAUUUCUGAACUAUUGUGUGGUUAAAUAGUCGAGGUUAAAAUAUAUUAUUACACAUAUUUCGAAUAGCGGAAUGUAUAACACAUAAUCGGUUUAUAUGAAUGUUGAAACUUUUGGAUUGAUAUAAAGAGGAAAAUGGACGUUAACUUUUCCAAACACGUGUGUAAUUAGAGCAAAUGUACUCGCAUAUGUACAUGCAUAUUUAUACACAAAUAAGACAUCUAUGUCCAAAAAUGUGUGGUUAGAGGCAAAUGUUCUCACACAUGUACAGGCAUAUAUACAUAGCGUGUGUGAGUAGAGGAAAGUAUACACAAACAUGAGAAAAGAAAUAAACAUACCUGUGAUAGGACAGUACAUGUGGCCCACUAAUGUAUCACACAUGUAUCACAUUAUAUAAGGUCACUGUGUUGAUGGAAACAAGUGUGUUGGUAUAUCUGUUCUUCAUUAGAUAACUACUACAACACAUGAACAGUUUUACUUAUAUCUAUGAUUAAACCAUUCAGCAAUGCAUUCACGUGGCCAUUUCUGAUCUAACAUCUAUUUAUCUACUGGACCGUUCAAAGGUCUCACGUUGAUUGGAAAUACAACACAUUCAGGUAUAUAUGUAAAUAUAUUCUUUUGCUAAUGUAAGACAAAACUAUUGUUUGAAGAGUACGAUUGACUGAUACACUUACUGGCAGCUUCAACCGUAGUACUCAUCACUGUUAUAUCGUGACUCCUUCCGUUCUGAAACUAGAUUUUUCAGAACGGUUAUAAUUUUCAUAAGUCUUCAUUAUUCAAACAUAAAGAAUGACACGAGCAUGCCAUGAUAUACGUCUCGUAAGACUAAACGCUACCGUGGAUUUUCAGUCUGGUUUACGAUAGUGCGGGUUUAAGUAAACUUUUGAAGUAAAACAUAUUUAAAGCGAUACUGAAUUAGACAUUGUCUUCAAAUAUUUCAUUUUCAAAGUUUGUAAUUGUCGCAAUUUUACUCUUUUCUCCAACAGAACGACAAAUUGUUCCCCUCGAAACUAACAUCCUCUAUAUUAUCAGUCAUGUUAAUUUGGUGACAUCGUCAAAUUGUGCGUCCUUCAAGGGGGUGCUCGAUUUAACUACUUUCAAGUCUGCUUUAGGGGAUACUCGAUUUAACUAACAAGUGUUUACAAAUAUCAGUUAGAAAUCAACACACAAGUCUACUUUAGAGGGUUCUCGAUUUAACUAUUUACAGAUCUCAGUAAGGCAUCGUCACACAGUGCCUAUUUCAUGGGGUAGCCGUAGUUUUACUUACGAGUGUUUACAGAUCAGCACUAUUAGUUUCUAUAGGAAAUUAAAAAAAAAAAAAACACAAUGUGCAAAUUUUAUGUUAACUGAAUUCAGUUUCGUGUUGUUCAUCUUCAAUGUUCUGUUCAUCAACCGAUAAUGUUUGUAUCUGUUUUUAAACAGCAUUGUAUAUGAUAUAUUGAUGUGAAAAUAUUACACUUGUGACUUUAGUAAAGAAUUUCGUUUGCCAAAUCCUUCAGUUUACUUCUAAUCUUAAAUCUUACCGAUAUUUGAGAAUCUACAAGAAGUUUUUUCCCCAUUAACUUAAAACAACAAUAACAUUUUGGAAAUUCUUUACAUUAUCCUGUCCCUCUUUGCCAACAAUAAUUGGCUUCUAACCUAUGUAAUACUGUAUCUGCCAAACAGUGUUUUAUUGUAAUGUAAGGAUGCUUAAGAUUUCCUGUGAGUGUUUUGUGAAUUUUCUAACUACACUUUAUAUCUUAAUUGUGCUUUAGAAACAUGUCCAUUGCAUUUCCGUAUUCUUUUUAUAUAAACAUAUUGAAGUAGACAUUUUGUUAUCGUAAUUUCAAAGGGCAAAGAUGUAUCGACAUAUUUUUUAUUUCUAGGUACAAGAAAAAAACAUACGAGUAAAAUUUAGAUGGACUUUCCUAUACAAUGUAGUGAAACUUGCUAACUUUCAAUCUAACUGCUCGUAAAAACAUCGAAAACGAAUUACCCAUAAAUCACAGUAUUGAAAACAUUUCACACUUAAGAGUUUUCAUGAAUGACCAACCACUAUCAGAAAAGCAUGUCACGAUUUAUCAGAUAACUAGUAUUUAUUGCAAAGACUGAUAAUGUAUGGACUCCCUCUCUCUAUAUAUAUACCUUUAACAAACUUUGGUGAUGAACCGUUCCAUUUAUAUACCAUUUUCAACUUUUGUUUCAAAAUAGAUAGAAUGUCUCUCAAUUUCUUUCUUUUUUUUUCUCAUUUUCAAUACGCUAGUGAAAAUUUAUUUUUCACAUCUACACAUUUUUCUUUUGCGUACGCAUUUUCAGCACAUGAUAUUAUACUAGACAAUUGCGUUGGUGAGAUUUCGCUCCCUGCGUGUGGUUUAUAAGAUUUAAUCCGACCAUGUAAGUGAAUUUAUGAAUGUGAAACUUUAGCUUGACUGCUACACUGAAGGUCGGGCUCCUGUACAUAUUAAUCAACGUUAAUUAUCCACCUGUUUUUUUCCAUCUUUUUUGGCAAAUGUACAUUUGACAAGUGCAAGUAGGUGUAGAACGAAGGAUCCCGUUGUUACAUUUUUGAUUACGAAUAAAAUCCCAACAAUACCAA